This is a messenger RNA of Monomorium pharaonis (pharaoh ant), 4718 nucleotides long. It is a transcript of the gene Mdh1, whose product is annotated as malate dehydrogenase, cytoplasmic. Gene Ontology annotation, molecular function: L-malate dehydrogenase (NAD+) activity. Gene Ontology annotation, cellular component: mitochondrion; cytosol. Gene Ontology annotation, biological process: tricarboxylic acid cycle; malate metabolic process; oxaloacetate metabolic process. The record is from RefSeq and is a predicted model, not a curated record. Lineage: Eukaryota; Metazoa; Arthropoda; Insecta; Hymenoptera; Formicidae. The transcript has 6 exons. The coding region runs from base 239 to 1237 and encodes 332 amino acids.
AUCCACCUUUGGCGCUGAUCUACGUCCACAUCAUCAAUCCACAUUUCGGUCGCAUGAAAAAGGCCGUGGUGGUUGCUCUCAGGCUUCUCUUUGGUUCCACGGUUCCACGAAUUUCACCGUUUCACGGUUCCAAUCAUUCGCCGUUCAUUUUCUUGCAUAUCUGAAGUUUAGAUAUUUAGUAUAUCAAACGCACGAUUCCUCUUUCUAUUAAUUUGCUAAUAAUCUAUACAUAAGAAAAAUGAUGGAACCUAUAAACGUUGUAGUUACUGGUGCAGCUGGACAAAUUGCCUAUUCUCUGCUGUACCAGAUUGCAGCUGGUACAGUAUUUGGUCCACAACAACCUAUUAAUCUGCGAUUAUUAGAUAUUCCACCUAUGAUGAAGGUAUUGGAUGGUGUGGUUAUGGAAUUGGAAGAUUUAGCACUUCCUCUCUUACGAGAGAUUUUGCCAACGGCUGAACCAGCCAAGGCCUUUAGUAACGUAGCAGCUGCUUUUUUGGUUGGUGCGAUGCCAAGAAAAGAGGGAAUGGAACGUAAAGAUCUUUUAGCCGCAAAUGUUGAAAUUUUCAAGGUGCAAGGCGAAGCACUGGAUAAAUAUGCUUGUAAAGAUGUCAAGGUAUUAGUUGUAGGUAAUCCUGCUAACACUAAUGCGCUUAUCUGUUCACAUUACGCACCGUCCAUUCCGAAAGAAAAUUUUACAGCAAUGACUAGAUUGGAUCAGAACAGAGCACAGGCAGCAUUAGCCACGCGAUUAAAUGUGCAGGUUGAUAAAGUAAAAAAUGUCAUUAUCUGGGGUAAUCAUAGUUCUACACAAUAUCCUGAUGCAGCACAUGCAACUGUAGAGCUGGUAUCUAGCGUAAAAACAAUACCAUCUGAGAUGAAUGAUGAUGAGUGGUUGAAUAAUAUCUUCAUAGAAACAAUUCAAAAACGCGGCGCCGCCGUAAUAACUGCUAGAAAAAUGUCCUCCGCUAUGUCAGCUGCUAAAGCCGCUGGAGAUCAUAUGAGAGAUUGGUGGUUUGGUACUAAACCUGGAGAAUGGGUUAGCAUGGGUGUUGUAUCUGAUGGGAGCUAUGGAAUCCCGAAAGAUAUUGUAUUUUCCUUUCCUGUUACUAUCAAGAAUAAACAGUACAAGAUAGUGCAAAAUCUUCCAAUUAAUAGUUUUGCAAAAUCAAGGUUGGAUAUUACAUCUAAGGAAUUAGAGGAAGAACGCGCUGAGGCGAACAACGUACUGAAAAAGUGACUAGUAACAUCAAUGCCGAAUAACAAGAUUCAAAAAAAAAUUGUGUUAGCAAAAUUGUAAAAUAUAUAACUGCUGUUCUCACACUAAUAAACUAUACACACAUACACGUACAUAUAUACAGAGUGUCCUGCAUAAAGUACGAAAGUCUAUGGAAAGAUAGAUGGGAUCAAGGUGAACAUAAAAGUCUACCAUAGUUUUUGGAUAUCUUUAAUGAUAGCCGAGAUAUUAAUUUUUCAAAUUGUACGAAUGAGGGUGCCGAGGAAAGCGCCGAGCCGCUAUAGGAUGGCCCACUGUAUCAAGCAUUGGCUAUCGGUGCUGGAGGGGGGGGGGGAGAGGAGAAGCGCGGCGAAACACGAGCAACGACGCGCUUCUCUCGUCGCCGGCAGCCAAUGCUUGAGACAGUGGACCGUGUUACGGCUCGAGCGCGCUCUCAUUCGUACAAUUUGAAAAGUUAAUAUCUUGGCUAUCAUUGGAGUAUCCAAAAACUAUGGUAGACUUUUAUGUUCACCUUCAUCCCGUCUAUCUUUUCAUGAAGACUUUCAUACCUUAUGCAGGAUACUCUGUAUGUGUGUGUGCAGGCGUGCAUGUAUGCGUGCGUGUGUGUGUGUAAACAUACGUGUAUAUAUACAGAUGCAGAUACGAAUGCAUACAUAAGUAAUAGUGGCUGUGUUCAAUGGAGAAAAUCGCUCACUGAGCACUUUAUGCUGCGCUCUCAACAGUUCGCGGUUUCUGCUGGAUGCACUUUUAUCUUAACGAUGCCAUCAUUAAGAUGGCACCGACCAUAAUGCACAGGGUUGGUUACUACCAAACCCUGGUAAUGCACAUUUAUAACUUCUAAACAGUGCUCUUGCAACAUGGUUCAAAAAGAGCGUACUUUUAGUACAAUGGAAAAAAUGGCGACCGCUCAGCAAACAUGUAAGAGCAUAAACCGCUACGUAGCGUUCAGCAGAAAAUCUUACAACAGUUCCACCGCUACAUUCUUCGCUGAAUGCAACCAGUGAUGCUCAUGCAUCAUUGUACAUAUACAUAUAUAUUUCAUACAUGUAUACAAGGUGUUCCAAAAAUAAUAUAAAAAUCACGCAUAGUGAUUAUGCAUUUAGCGUAAAAACUAACAUUAAUUAAACAUAAUGCAGUAGUACAUGUCUUGUUGGCUUUUUUAAUCGAAUUUUGGAACACUGUCAUUCAAUGUAAAUAUACAAAAUUAAAUUAGAUGAAACUUUAAUUAAGACUACUGGCUGCUCAGCUGAGAACUUACGUUAACAGUAGCGACGCAAUUAUAAAUGGAAUAAAAACUGUAAGACAAGAAAGUGACAUUGACAAUUUAUUCUUACCGUUUCGUUAUUAUUCGUCAAAGCGAAGCACAAAUAUUAAUGCUGUAACGUGCAAUGUAUUUGUAAGACUCCUAAAAUUGAUCUAAAACUAAAAUUAGUGAAUAAAACAGUAUGUAAAAGGUAUAAUUUUCCGCUCUUUCCACAGCUAUCAAACUGCAUAUUUCGUUACAUAACUAAGAUUCGUUUGUCACGGUUGCUUAAAUACUAAAGUGAUUUGAAGUAUCAUUUUAUUGAAAUAUCUUUUUAUUUAAAAAUGGCACGUAAAAAUUCUCGCAUGAUAUUUCUUCUGACGUCACGAAUUCAAUAUGGCUGUGGUAAGUAUCUAGAAGCCUUAAAAAGUAUAAAAAUAAAAGCGUUAAUACAUAAUUAUUAAUAAUUGAAUAAAAUGUUAAUGUUACGUAUCUUGUUAUAAAUAGAUAACAUGCGCAAAUUAUAUUCAUGUAGGCAAGAUGCAUGGGGGUGUGACACGCACGCACGCAUGCGCGCACACACGUAUAGACUAUACUUAUAAUAAAGGUAUAUAAUCGGGAAAUAUAUUAUACUUUAUAGCACUUUUGCUUUUAUUCGUCUCCUUCAUGAGAAUAAUUUAUGUUACAGUAAUGAUAAUUUUUUAUGUUAAUAUAUUAUUCAAUCUUUUGUUGCAUUUAUAUUAUCUUUAAACUAUAUUUUCUAAAAGCUAUUAUUUUACAGCUAUAUAUAUCUCGAAUUUUUUUCUAUUAUCGCGGAUGUGAGUAUUAAGUAGCGUAUUAUACAAGGACAUAGUGCUAUUUAUCUGAUUCUGGUAACGCUCGCAACGUAAUAUUGCAACUUGUUUCUUUUGUUUUACAUUUAAAGAGAUAUUCUUACGUUUCGAGUAUUUAAAAGUUAGACAAUACACAAAUAUACAAUUAAGAAGCAGAUAUUUGUAACGAUCUAGGUACUAUAUGAAACAUUUUCCAUAUCAUUAGCGAAAAAUUAUAAUUUUGUCAAUAUUUACGUAAAUUUCGAUUUACAUCAUUUUCUUUGUAUAAACAUUUCAUAACAUAGUAAUCUGUUUACAUAACGUGUGCAUAACUGUCUUUUGAUAAAUAAUCUUGUAAUAAAGAAAAUAUAAAUUUUUUCCAAACUAGUAAACAAAUGCGCAAGCUAUUAAACAAAUUUCAGGCUUUUUUCUCACGAAAAUAGCAUAUAAAUUUAAAACAGUUCUAGGCGAUAGUUUUAAAAACGUCCAAUCUCCAACUUAGUUUAAAUUUAAAAAAUAGGUUUCUUUUAGAGAAAAAACACGCGAGAAGGACUUUCGGCGACUUAAAAUUUUUUUUUUAUCGAUAAGUAGGACAUUAUAAUUUUUAAGUCUUUAAUAUUGAUAUAGGAAGAAUUAAAUUGCACAGUCACUAUUUUCUAUCUUAAUUUCCAGAAUAUACAUACUUUAUAUCACUUAAUAACACAUGAAAUGGAUCUCUUCCCAUUCAUUGUACUCUAUACCGCUACAAAUAUUAAUACAUAUGAUUGAGAAGUACACUUAACCGACACUUCUUCGCUGUGGUCACACACACGGGGAGGGUUGCAAGGGGGAUUUCCGACCCCCACUCGCUCCUACCCCGCCGGUAAGGGUGUCUGGACAGAAGUGUACAAAAGUACAGUGCGUACUUUGUCGACGAUAAAUUAUGAUUUGACUAACAUAGUUAUUUCUCAAUGUACUUUUGGUUAAAAGAGAUAAUCCUAUUUCCCCUUCCCCUACAUUUCCGCAUUAAUAUUUAUAACCCAUUUCCGUGGCACGGAACAACGUAGAAACAAAUUUUCCUACUUGUCGACAUGAAAAAAUUUUUUGAGUCGCCAAGUCUUUCGUGCAUGUUUUUUUUCUCUAAAAAAAAACCUAUUUUCAAAAUUUGAACUAAAUCGGAGAUUGGUAGUUUUCGGAACUACAGCCCAGUUCUGUCAAGAUAUUUGAUGAAAAAAUAGUUUUUAAAUUUAAUUAAUUUUAUAUUUUAUGCAAUUAAAUAUUUCCAAACAUGUUAUUUCUAGAUGUUUUCGAAAUGUUGCAAUAAUUACAUAUAUGCACACAUAUAUACGUACGCACGCACGCGCGUGUAUAUGUGUGUGUGUUACGUAUUCGAACAAUUAUGUUCGACUUGCAUACACAAUGUAUAAAAAAAUAAUACGUCUGCCAUAAA